Cuscuta epithymum is the source of this 3191-nucleotide messenger RNA. NCBI's taxonomy places the organism in Eukaryota, Viridiplantae, Streptophyta, Magnoliopsida, Solanales, Convolvulaceae. The record is from the annotation of a GenBank genome assembly.
UCAAGAUUGAGAUCCUAGGAGAUAAGGAAGGGCAUCCAUUUUUGGACUCCACAUAAAUAAAUAGCUCAUCAGAUCCAUCGAUAAUUAUGGUUAUCAAGCAACCUUUCUCAUCUACUUCAAUUCUCAUCUACCUUCACUCACUCGCUGCAGUACAGUUGGAAUGGCAGCUUCUACCGCCAUGGCUCUCUCUUCUCCUUCCUACGCCGCCGCCGCCGCCGGAAAGGCGGGCAGGUCCCGGGUGGCCCCCAAGAUCACCAUGAGGAGAACCACUUCGUCAAGGACUGGCUUCCGAUCAUCAGUUCCGUCCGGCAGCCCGUGGUACGGCCCCGACCGCGUCAAGUACCUGGGCCCGUUCUCCGGGGAGGCGCCGAGCUACCUGAACGGCGAGUUCCCGGGCGACUACGGAUGGGACACCGCGGGUCUGUCCGCGGACCCGGAGACGUUCGCGAGGAACCGGGAGCUGGAGGUGAUCCACAGCAGGUGGGCGAUGCUGGGCGCGCUGGGCUGCAUCUUCCCGGAGCUGCUGGCCCGGAACGGGGUGAAGUUCGGGGAGGCGGUGUGGUUCAAGGCCGGAGCCCAGAUCUUCAGCGAAGGAGGCCUGGAUUACUUGGGGAACCCGAGCCUGAUCCACGCGCAGAGCAUCUUGGCCAUCUGGGCUUGCCAGGUCAUCCUGAUGGGAGCCGUGGAGGGCUACCGCGUCGCCGGAGGCCCGCUCGGAGAGGUCACCGACCCGCUCUACCCGGGCGGAAGCUUCGACCCGCUCGGUCUGGCUGACGACCCGGAGGCCUUCGCGGAGCUGAAGGUGAAGGAGAUCAAGAACGGGAGGCUGGCUAUGUUUUCGAUGUUCGGCUUCUUCGUCCAGGCCAUUGUGACCGGAAAGGGGCCGCUGGAGAACCUCGCCGACCACCUUGCCGACCCUGUUAACAACAACGCCUGGGCAUUUGCCACUAACUUUGCUCCCGGAAAGUGAAUUCAUUGAGAAGAUCUGUGAUGUGUUUAAUUUGCUGUUAUUAUGACAUGAGACUUUAAUUAAUUUGCUUUGGUUGUAAUCUGUGAAUUUAAUUUCUGCAUCUGUCGUCUAUCUGUCUGCAUAUACAUAUCUAAGAAUCACAAACAGCUUGUUGCAUGCGCAUGUAUUUAUUUAUCUUCUCAUCUUUCUUUAUUGCCUGCCUUCUAACGUACAACCGGCCCAGCGCAGCUCCUCUCUCCGGGUAAGAAAAAGGAUAUAGACGAUGACUGCGGUGCUAAUUAACUUUCUUGUCUCUCCAUUUAUUUAUGAGGCAAUUGGUGGAGGGUCCGUUCAUAGAUUCAUUGACAUGGACGGAGUGGAGCCAAAAAGUGGGAUGGGGGCAAGACCGAUUUAACAAGCCCGCCUGGUUCGAUACUUGGCUCAUGGUGGCACAUUUAUUUGUUUUUAGGUCUUGUUUAUUCUAGCAAACGUCCACACAUGUCUAUUUUACUACUAUUGUAUAUGCCCCAUUUAAGUCUGAAAUGUGGCCUUGUGGGAUGAAUAUACUUUAAAUUCAUGUGUGGGAUUCAAUAGUAAGUGAUACAUAAGGUUAUGGGUGGACCGGUUCCGGUUCGGGCCCGGUUCGGGCCCGGUUCGGGCCUGGGCCCGGCCGGGCCUCGGUUCAGAAAUGGGAGGCCCGGAACCGGCCCGGGUAAUCCCGGGUCCGGGCCGGGCCUCGGUUCUAUUUUUUUUUUGGCUUUACCUAAUUAACCCCCAACCCUCCCCCCUCACCCCCAAGCCACCCCAAACCACCUCAAAUGGACCAAAAUACCAAGCCCAACCCAAAAACUUAAAAAAAAUUCAAAAAAAAAAAAAAAAUUAAUUUGGCCCGAACCGGCCGGGCCGGUUCGCCAAUCAAAGGGCCCGAGCCGCACAAUAACCGGGCCGGGCUGACCCGAACCGCCCCCCGGACCGGUUCCCGGGCCGGGCCGGUUCAAACAGUAACUGGGCCGGGCCGGUUCCGGGCCGGGCCGCCCGGCCCGAGUCCAUCCCUACAUAAGGUGUAUCUCCUUGUUUACAUUCACUUUUAUGUGUCACACUAUUUAUAGAAAGUGACUCAUAAAAUUUAUAACCUUUAUACAUCUCACAAAUUUAUAAAAUGCAAUUGAUAAAGCUUACACAUCGUAUUUUGGGGUGUUACGGGACUACGGGAGGUCAUGUAGGCAUGGACACAGUUAAGACCUUUUAUUAUUAUGUUUUUGGUUUUUUUUGGAUUUGGGCUAGGUUUAGGUGGGCUGGGUGUUUUCGAGGGAUUUGGGGGUGGGGGUUGAAAUAAAUCAGAAAACACAAAAAAAAAUUACACCGGAACCGGUAGACUCUCGGGUCGGUCUCGGACCUUACUCAAAACCAUCCAAACCUGGCCGGGCCCAGAUCUAGGCUCGAACCGGAACUGGACCGGGCCCGGUCCACCCCUAAGGUUAUGUAGAGAGAUUUUGCCCACAAGAAGUGAGUAGGAGUGUUGAGAUGGUGAAACCAUUUCGCACAUGACAAGAGUAGAAGGGGAAGGAACACACAUAAUGGGGCAAUAAUUAACUUGGCAAUUAUGCUUUGUCUACACCAUAUAAAUAGGAAAACAAAAAUUACCCUCCCACUUCUUUCUCAUAUUUCCCUCACUCCUUUCUCUCUCUUCCCACAUUCCUCUCCCCCUCCUUUCAUACUCACUCACCACUUCCUCUCUUUUUAUUUCUUUUUUCUCAUUCUUUUUCAUUUCUUUAUUAUAUAAUCAUCAUAUCUCCUUUUCGUCUUCUUUUUUCUUAUUUAUAUACUACCUCCGUAACAUUGGGAUGUUCCAAUUUGAAAAGUAGGUAGAUUAAGAAUAGUGAAAGGAGAUAUGUAUUAUUAGGGGUAUGAUGGGAAGAUAGUGAAAUAAUGUGAUGGAAUGAAGGAUAAAUCCAAAAAAAGUAGGUGUAAUAGUGUAUUAUUUUUAAAAUUAUUGAGGGUAUGAUGAGAAGAUUUAGAAAUGGGAAGAUAUUAGUGUUACGUCUUAAAAAGGAAAGUGAGAAGAUAUUUACGUUACGGAGGUAGUAUUUAUUGGAGAUUCGUCCAAAAUAUAGAAAAUUACUAGUGUGACAAGUUUACCAUAUUCUAUCUUACUCAAAUCUUCAAGUUUUUUAGAAAUUGGAAAGAUAAUCAUUAAUGAAACGUCGUCGGAAAAUAAAAUUGAUAUAUUAGUAUAUUCAAA